UCAAUUUUUUCGUUCCUUUUUAAUAUUACUCUGCGAUAAAACAAGUAUUUCUUUAUUAAAAUAUUGACAAACAUUAUGAAUUAAAACACGAUCAUUUCGUUUCACAUUUUCAUAAUCUCCUGGAUUUUCUUGUCACUCGACCCCAGCAUGAGUUACCCCUGGCAUUCGUACAUACUCCGCUUCAAGAGGUAAUCGUAUGGAUAGAUGCUCCUGAACUGAUCGAACAGUACUUCAGAACCCGUCGAGUCUGAAUGGAAUUUCAAAAUCUAUACACUGCCGAAGAAACUAAAGAUACCUCUCAUUUAAUCCAUUAUUCUACCUCGACGAACUUUUCUAGGAAACGUUUGCAACAUUUGGAAAAGGGAAAACGCGAAUUCGAUAAUGUCUGUAAAAUUCUCGUCCGUGAUCCACGACUCGCUCUUCGUUUCUUUAACAAUAUCCCACAUACUAGCAGUCACUGACAGAACGAUUGUUACGCAAUAGUGAAUCAGCAAAUACGCCUUCACGACGAAUUCUUAUCGUUGGAAACGAAACAUUCCUGUUGCUUAAUUCAUUACACGCGCAACUUGAUCGCGAUGUUUCGCAAACAAACGCUGGUCUUUUCGCGAGGAACGGAAGCUUUCCGUUUAAUCCCUCGAUCGCCAGUUUCCCGUGUAGUUCAGUGUCGUUAUAUUCCUUUUUUCAUCAAGAUCUCUGUGUCAACGUAGGACAAGUGUAUCCAGCCGGAGUGUCACGCUCUGCCUGGGCCUGCUCUCAGGCUGCUGGGAAUACGAUUCGACGUAGAGGGUGGCGCAAAUAUAUACACAGGCUGCCGAACACGGCUAUACGUGCAAUUUAAGUACUCCAGUGUACACAAACGUAAAUGUUGAGGGUGCAAUUUGACGGCAGAUAAGGGCAGCGAUAAAGAAUUCCAAGCAAACAGAAUUACAGCUUGCAGUUGACACAAAACGCGUAAUUACUGGCGAGUUACAGGGCUGUAUUUAUGGUUUCGUUGCUACUUAAUUGACGACACCUUGAAACAUUAAUCGAUGACUCGUACGAGAGAUGAUGGAAGAAAAUGACAUUACGUACUCGUCACGAGGAACACACGUUACUUAUCGUUCGUCGCUACAUCCACUUCUUUUACUCGUCACGCAUAGUAAACAUGUGAUUACGUCCGAUGUUUUAGAACGAGACUGAAAAAUUCAGACCUUCGUAAAUGAUUUAAACGUUCUCGAAUCAAAUCAGCUAUUUUCAACUUUCCUCGUUUCGUGACACGUGUAAAUUCAUGAAGUAGUUAAUUAUCGAUCGUUAGAAGAAGUAUGACACCACAUGGAACGAUUGUGUCACCCAACUGAUUGAAACUCGAAAAUCGGGCAAAACCUCGUGCGGGAAGGCAUUAUACGUAUUUCGUUCGCUGUGUCCGCGGUUAAACGCACCAUCUCCCUCUCGUAUGCGUGCUGUUACGUGACAUUUUUAAUUAAGUUCCGCGUUAAUCAGCAGUUCGCGCAACCUUCACGCACGGUGCUAUUACGGAGCAUAAAAGUUCAAGGAUAGCUAACAAUUUGCUUGAGAUAACGCGAGACCAGCAUUUCAAUAAUGAGCGUCUUUGGUUCGUCGAUGAAAUAUGUCGUCCGUAAUGCUACAGGGAAACGAUUCUUUUCGCGAGUCGGGUUUGUCGGUUUGGGCAACAUGGGCGGCCACAUGGCGAGGAGUAUUUUAAGAAAGGGUCACAAACUGGUCGUUUUCGAUGUCAACGAAUCGGCUGUGUCGAAUUUGGCGGAGGUAGGCGCUGACAGAGCCUCGAGCCCUGCUGAGGUGGCAGAAGACGUCGAAGUGGUCGUUUCGAUGUUACCGUCUAAUCAACACGUUCUGGACGUUUACAAUAUGAAUAAUGGUCUAUUAAGUUCGGCCAAGAGGAACACUCUCCUAAUCGAUAGCAGCACGAUAGAUCCGUUUGUGUCUCAAACUUUAGGAAAAAGUGCUGCGACGUCUGGGGUCAGUUUUUUAGACUGUCCAGUGUCCGGAGGUGUGAAUGCAGCUAAAGAUGGCACCUUAACGUUCAUGGUGGGAGGUUCGAAGGAAAAUUUCGAGCUUGCCAAGCCUAUUCUAAAGUCUAUGGGCUCCAGAGUAAUCCAUUGCGGAGACGUAGGGAUGGGUCAGGCAGCUAAACUGUGCAACAACAUGCUAUUGGCUGUUAGCAUGAUCGGUACUGCCGAAGCUUUUAACCUGGGACAAAGACUAGGUCUAGAUCCUAAAUUGUUAGCUGACGUUGUGAACUCGAGUACCGGUAGGUGUUGGUCUUCCGAAUUGUACAAUCCUGUUCCAGAUAUCCUCGAUAAUGUUCCAAGCUCGAAAAACUAUGAGGGCGGUUUUGGAGUGAGCUUAAUGGCCAAAGAUUUGGGACUGGUGCAAUCUGCCGCGACGAAGGUAGAAGCAACUAUUCCUUUAGGUUCUCUGGCUCAUCAAAUUUAUAGGGCCAUUAUCGCUCAUGGGUCUGCAAAGAAAGACUUCAGUUUCGUUUAUCAGUUCCUCAAAGGGCAAAAAUAA
Molecule: messenger RNA, 2529 nt
Organism: Eufriesea mexicana
Lineage: Eukaryota; Metazoa; Arthropoda; Insecta; Hymenoptera; Apidae
Product: 3-hydroxyisobutyrate dehydrogenase, mitochondrial
Exons: 8
Coding region: 1579-2529 (316 amino acids)
Biological process (GO): L-valine catabolic process
Cellular component (GO): mitochondrion
Molecular function (GO): NADP binding; 3-hydroxyisobutyrate dehydrogenase activity; NAD binding
Source: RefSeq, a predicted model, not a curated record